AUGCCUGGUUCUCCGCAGAAGCGAGCUGCGUCUCCACGCAAAUCUCCCCGCAAGGGCAGCCCAAAGAAGUCUCCAAGGAAGAGGUCGGCGUCUCCAAGGAAGAGGUCGGCAUCUCCUCGACGUCGUCAGAGGAGCCGUGCUCGUGCUGCUACCCAUCCUCCCGUUGCCGAGAUGAUCCGCGCAGCCAUCACCGCCAUGAAGGAGCGCAAGGGCUCAUCUGUCGCCAAAAUCAAGAGCUACAUCGCCGCCAACUACCGCGUCAACAUGACCAACCUCCAGCCCCACAUCCGACGUGCUCUCCGAAGCGGUGUUGCCAGUGGCGCCCUGAAGCAAGUCACCGGCACCGGAGCCACGGGAAGAUUCCGCGUUGGAGUCGUGCCCAAGGCGAAGAAGCCCAAGUCCACUGCAGCUGCCAAGGCCAAGAAGGAGAGGGCUAGGGCCAAGGCUGCCGCCAAACGUGCCAAGUCCGCUGCCAGGAGGAAGGCUGCUGCUGCCAAGAAGAAGGCCGCUGCUGCAAAGAGGAAGGCUGCUGCUAAGGCCAAGAAGGCUAAGAAGCCAAAGAAGAAGACCGCCGCAAAACGCAAGCCAGCUGCCAAGAAGACCACGAAGAAAUCGGCAAAGAAGUCUCCCAGGAAGGCGAAGGCCGCUGCUAAACGCAAACCAGCUAAGAAGGCCAAGCGUUCUCCCAAAAAGAAGGCUACAAAGCGUCGAUCUCCAAGGAAGGCCAGGAAGUAG
Lytechinus pictus (painted urchin) is the source of this 735-nucleotide messenger RNA. RefSeq names its product histone H1, gonadal-like. Gene Ontology annotation, biological process: nucleosome assembly. The transcript has a single exon. Gene Ontology annotation, cellular component: nucleosome. The record is from RefSeq and is a predicted model, not a curated record. Bases 1 to 735 code for a protein of 244 amino acids. Gene Ontology annotation, molecular function: structural constituent of chromatin; DNA binding. NCBI's taxonomy places the organism in Eukaryota, Metazoa, Echinodermata, Echinoidea, Temnopleuroida, Toxopneustidae.